Molecule: messenger RNA, 1371 nt
Organism: Strongylocentrotus purpuratus (purple sea urchin)
Lineage: Eukaryota; Metazoa; Echinodermata; Echinoidea; Camarodonta; Strongylocentrotidae
Product: zinc metalloproteinase nas-13-like
Exons: 11
Coding region: 196-1308 (370 amino acids)
Biological process (GO): proteolysis
Molecular function (GO): zinc ion binding; metalloendopeptidase activity
Source: RefSeq, a predicted model, not a curated record
GUUAUUCUUAUAAUCUUUUAACUUCAGACAACCACAACAACAGAAGUUCCCACGAUAAUAGAUCCUGCCGAUGCGUUAAACUUCAACAUAUCAGGAGACCUCAAUGAAAAUGGCGUACCGGUCUUUGCGGUGGACCAACGUACGCCCACUAAAAAGGAUCUUGAGACCUUCGGCACCUACAAGCAACCAGACUCCAUGCAGGAGAUAGGCAAGAUCAAUUCGGGCAUCCUUUCGAACGCGAGAGAACAUCUACUGCAGUUUGAUAUCUGGGUACCUUACAAUGUCACAGAACACGGCGAUCUAGAAUUUGGUGCUACACUCAAGAAGCGAAAUGCAGUCAGGAACCGAUAUUACCAGUGGACUGAUAGGACGGUCUACUACUUCAUCGAUUAUCAAUUUGACUCUGGUUCAAGAUCCCGAAUUAUGGAUGCCAUUAAUCGCUACCAUGCUUACACCUGUCUUAACUUUGUGCAAAGGACGAACCAGCAAAACUACCUGCAUAUCGUACCAACAGAGGGGUGUUACUCUUCGGUAGGGAUGCAGGGUGGAAGGCAGGUUGUCUCACUCGGUGGAACAUGCACAUACAACGUUGGCACCAUCAUCCACGAGUUCAUGCACGCCCUCGGCUUCCAGCAUGAGCAGUCUAGAGCGGACAGGGACUCCUACGUAUGGAUCUAUUGGCAGAAUAUCAUUCCAGGGAUGGAAUUCAAUUUUAACAAGUUCGACGAGGCCGCGAUCGACCACCUUCAAACGAGUUACGAUUAUUAUUCGGUGAUGCAUUAUCCACAGGACGCGUUCACCAUUAACGGUCAACUUACUAUCCAACCAAGCCAGGGAAACUAUGCCAUAGGAAACAAGAACGAUUUUAGUGAGAACGAUAUAUACAAGAUCAACGCAUACUACAACUGUGGAACUGGGGGUGGAGGAGUCCCUAGUUGUACUGACAACAAUAAUGGGUGCUCAUCCUGGGCCAUUAGAGGUUACUGCUUCAGUCCGUCCUAUCAGGACUACAUGGCUACCACCUGCCGAGCAAGCUGUGGCAUAUGCAGUGCUGCACCUGAUCCAAGCCCAACUGAACCCACGGUCACUUGCCGGGACAUGUUCAUUCGUUGCCCCGAAUGGCUAAGAAGGAGGAAUGCGUCAACCCGCAGACCAAAUCAUGGAUGCAAGGCAACUGUCCAGCCAGUUGCGGCAAGUGCACUGCAACCCCUGGCCGUCCGUGUAAAGACGAGAAAAAGGAGUGUCCGGAUGGGCAAGAAACAGGGAGUGUCUCACAAACACCGGACUUCAUGCUGCAGAAUUGUAUGAGGAGCUGCGGGCAUUGCGAUAGGAAUGGUGAGUGGAGGGGUAGAGUGCCAUGAUAAUAUGAUA